Molecule: messenger RNA, 4646 nt
Organism: Epinephelus lanceolatus (giant grouper)
Lineage: Eukaryota; Metazoa; Chordata; Actinopteri; Perciformes; Serranidae
Gene: pnpla8
Product: patatin-like phospholipase domain containing 8
Biological process (GO): arachidonate metabolic process
Cellular component (GO): membrane
Source: RefSeq, a predicted model, not a curated record
UCUUCCUGUUUAUUUUUUCUAACUAGCUCCCCAUACAUGUAAUGCACCAGCAGCUCGUCAUUGAAUGAAAUAUCUUUUGUAUUGGACCGUCUUCGUUGUGUAUGGCAACAUCGGAACAAGCAGAAAAUUGCUAUUUUUCAUCUAAAAUGAAAUUUCUACUAAAAUCUGCUGAUGGCAGGUAGUCUGCCAGGAUGCUGCAUCUGUUUACACAUACAUCAAGUAUUAUUCAGUUGCCUGUUGGACUUCAAGUUCUUCCCUGUACCGAGUGAGCCAGCAAACGCAUGUCGCGAAUCAGGACCACACUCGACAGUGUCACCAAGGCAGUAGGCAGCACAGACCUCAUCUCCAAGUUCUCCCGCUUCAAGCCUGGAGGUGCCACAGUUGACAGCGCCCAUGCAGAGAAAGUUCUCGUCAAAGCUGAGAUCUUAACCUCUAACAGCACAGCUGCAGCCUCGCCGCCUGAAGCCAUCAUGAACGAAGAAGAAGAGGGCGAGAGGAACACAGCGGAGGAUGAGUCAGAUAAGCAGCGGCAGCAAGUUACAGAACAUCCAUACGUUGCCACAAAGAAAUCCACACCCAGUUUAGCUUCGGCAGCGAGUGUAUCUACGUCAAGCUCUUCCUCAACUGUCGCAAAACAAAGUAUGCAGCUGUUUCAACCAGUAACUCUGUCCACCAACAUGGAUGAGACCUACAAAACUCUGGCUGAGCACAUCAAUUGUUAUUUUGGUACCAGCAUGCAAGAUGGAGAGGGAGACAACAAGCAGCAGCAGCACGGAAAAGGGGAUGAUCCUGUUUCUGAGCCCACUCUCAGCGCCGUCACUCGGACAACUACGGACCACAUUCCAGUUUUGUCUCCAGUGGCAGAGGCAAAGAGCACUGACACAACCACUACCUCUACUCCCCCUCCCUGCCCAUCUCCAUCAGAAAAGCUCAGUCCUCCAGCAGCGACGCCCUCAUCUGACACCCCUGCAGCUCAGUCCACCCCUGUGCCUGCUAGCUCCCCUAAAAAAGGCUUCACCCACUAUCUUUCCUACCCUCGGCCCAGCGUCCAGGCAUUUGUGGGCAGCUACAUCGCACCCCUGGUCCCCAAAUUCAGAGGUGAUUCCAAAAGCGUCGCCGCUGAAAAAGACAAGUCUGCAGCAGUUGCCGAGGGAGAGCUCACCGCGGACAAGGCGGGAGAGAAAACUGAUAGCGAGGAGGAGAAAGCAGAUAAAGUGAAGCAACAGCAAAGAGAGAAGAUAAUAGCCAGGGUGAGUGUAGACAACAGGACCAGAGCCCUGGUGAAAGGCCUGCACAAAGUGAGUGACGUCAAGCUCCUCACUAGUCGAGUAGAGGAGCUCAGCUUUCACCUUCUAGAGUUCCCAGAGACGCGAGGUGUAGCUGUCAAGGAGCACGUGCUGCCCUGCCUGCUGCGAUUGCGCCAGGCCAGAGACCUCCCUCUACAGGCUGCUGUGAGAGAGGCACUGGCCCUGGUUGGCUACGCCGAACCAGUCAAAGGCAGAGGGAUCCGGGUCCUGGCCAUAGACGGAGGUGGAACAAGAGGACUGCUGGCCCUGCAGACUCUCCAUAAGCUGCAGAACCUGACCGGCAAACGAAUCCACCAGCUGUUCGACUACAUCUGUGGAGUCAGCACAGGUGCCAUUUUGGCCUUCAUGCUGGGGAUUUUCCAGAUCCCCUUAGAGGAGUGCGAGGAGAUGUACAGGAAGCUGGGCUCAGAUGUCUUCAAACAGAAUGUCAUCGUUGGAACGGUCAAAAUGGGCUGGAGCCACGGUUUCUACGACAGCGAAAUAUGGGAAAACAUCCUCAAGGAACGGAUGGGUGAGGGGCGAAUGAUUGAGAGUGCCAGGGACCCAAAUUGCCCUAAGGUGUCAGCAGUGAGCACCAUUGUGAACAGGGGCUUACCUUUGAAGGCCUAUGCGUUCAGGAACUACAGACUCAUGCCAGGAGUGAGAUCCCACUACCUUGGAGACUGCAAUCACAAAAUGUGGCAGGCUAUCAGGGCCUCAUCUGCCGCCCCGGGAUACUUCCAGGAAUACGUCCUGGGUAAAGACCUCCAUCAGGAUGGAGGACUCCUGAUCAAUAACCCCACAGCCUUGGCCAUCCAUGAGUGUAAAUGUCUGUGGCCUAACACGCCACUGCAGUGUGUGUUGUCUCUGGGCACCGGACGAUUCGAGACGGUGGGCAAGAACAGCACAGCCUUCACGAGCCUCAAGACCAAGCUCACCCACGUCAUCAGCAGCGCCACAGAUACCGAGGAGGUGCACACCAUGCUGGACGCUCUGCUGCCCCCCGACACCUACUUCCGCUUUAACCCCUACAUGAGCGAGGACAUCCCGCUGAAUGAGAGCCGCGUGGAGAGGCUGAACUUCCUGCAGGCAGAGGGGGAGCGCUACUUGGAGCGCAACGAGGCCAAGCUGAGGAAGGCGGCCAGCGUGCUCGCCCAGGAGAAAAGCACCAUCCAGAGACUGGCCGAGUGGGCCAAGCUCAAGGCCGACAUGUACGAGGGUCUCCCCUUUGCCUCCAAGCUGUAGUUAUUGGCUCACCGAACAGUGUGACCACAAGUGAGUUUUUAAGGUAAGAAAACCCCCAAGACCUGAUAGAUUAGUGGGGCGAGCUGGACACAUUUUCUAAGAACCUCGGUGGAACAAAACACCAAAUUAUUUGCCCAAGUUUUUAUCAUCAUCUACUCAACAUUAAAAGGACUGUUUGAGAAAUUUAGAGCUAUAAUUAUUCGUUAUAGAAGACAAUACUGAACUGUAAAUAAGAGCGUGAAAUUAGAAAUGUAAUGUAAUUUAUUGUGUCUAUGAUAGAGACGGAGUUGGGUUCAUGUCUGGUUUUGCCAGUCCAGUCCAGUGUACAAGCUUAAACCGGUUUUAUUUUUAAAUUACUACAGACAGUACGAGACAGCGGGCAAAAACACUGAUCUGGUAUUUGUCAUUAUGACACAUACUGGCAAAUUAAAAAAAUAGCCUACAUCAGCAACCUGUGCUGACGGCAUCACGACGCUAAAUCCAGCUUGUGUUGCUUCGGUAAUACGCAGUAUGACGUUAUUAACAUAAUAAUAUGUUUGUUUAUAAACAGAGUAAGGGAGCCGCUAGUGUCUGACAGGCCCUGCACAUGGAGGAGAUCAAAUUUUAGCAGAGAUGGGAGGUGGAGGAGGGCGAGUGGCUCAUGUUGUCUUUGUUUACCAGAAAGUUCGUGUCUUUUUUGGGGUGACAAGAGGAGACAUGGCAGAUUUGAGGCUUUUGCACACAGUCUGUUUUUUUUUUUUUUCCGUCUAAAAUUGUUGCACAUCUAAAAAUAAAUACGUUGUGUAAAUGAAGUUUGCGCACUGAGUCCGACACCCUCAUCUGUCAUUAAAUUUUCGGAACAGGAUCGAUUUUCUGUGUUUCUCGCAUCCGUCAGAGCCUUUAGAGACGUUUGACCAAGAAUCAGUGAAGGAAAUGUGGCGGUGAGACACAGCCGCAACAGGACAAAGGAAUAGGGCGCACAGAAUCAUUUCAUACCUCAGAUAGCUACUUUAAACAGGUCAGAUAGUAAUAUUCAGGAGGAUGUUGAAGAAGGGGAGGAGCUAGUAAAAAUCACAAACAAAAAACGUGUUUGUGUGUAAAAAGUACAUAUACGUAGAAAUAUAGCAAUUACUCACCUGUCUUUUAAGUGGUUAGAUCUCAGUGUUUGUUUACAUGACGUAACAGAACUGCAUAUUUAAUAGAUUCAGCGUGGACAGAGAGCUCUGAUGUCACACAAUAGUCGGACGCUUGUUUGCUGUUGGGACAUGGUGUCGUCAUGUUCCGCUCUGGAGCGGCUACCGCGUCAACUGCGACACCUUGUGGAAAAAUUCGGUAUACCGGUCUGGUGUUUGGCUUAAUUUCAAAACGGUUUGAAAAUGUUUACACUGGCCCAACUCUCCAUGGCGACAGAAUAAUAUACAAGGAAAUGUUCAUAGUUCAUAAAUGUAUGAAUUUUACGACGUCUUUAAGUGACAUUCUGGUUUUGGUUUUGAAAUGCACAAAGGCAGUAAUAUGGCACUGACCCAUUACCAUAUUAUGAAUAAUUAAUAUUAAUAUAACUGUAUUUUAUUUUGUUAAAAAGACUGAUGUCCAUUUGCAUUUUCAGUGACUUGAAGACAUUAAGAUGUAAUUAAUACAUGGUUGCACAGUGAAACUAACAACUUGACUGCCUAUUUCUAACACUGUACAGACAAAAGACCUCAUGCACUUUGUAAAAUAUGAUUCUUAGCCAAGAAAAUGUAAAUAAUAUUUGAAGUAAUUAUGAAUUGUUUGAGUGCUCUUGCUAGGAUUUAGGAAUAUGACAUAAGAUGUGCUGCUGAUUAUGAAUUUCACGGUGCUGUAAUGACACAUACGGACACUGAAAACUGUUUCGAUACUGAUGAUGAUGUGCGAUUACCGUUUUCCUCAUGGCACAAAGCAUGUUCUCCAUUGUGGCCCAUUAUUCAGUAUGAAGCUCAUGCCUUUAACCUUGCUCAAGCUUGAAUUCCUCAGCCCUGCUGUCGUUGUGGCACACUUUAUAAAUUCGACACCCUUUUUACAUUGUGAGAAUCCUAAUUGCCGUGAUACCUGCAUUCCUUAUAUCUGGUUGAAUGAAAGAAACAAAUGUCAUGAAAUAAUAAAACUUGGAUUUUCAAA